AUGGCUAGUGCUGGGCAUGGAAAUGGACUCAUAAAUGGUGUAGUAUCGAAUAAGCACACUGCUACAAUAUCUGAAGUAGAUGAAUUCUGCAAUGCCCUUGGGGGAAAUAGGCCGAUUCAUAGUAUAUUGAUUGCGAACAAUGGAAUGGCGGCUGUCAAGUUUAUACGCAGUGUUAGGAGUUGGGCUUACGAGACGUUUGGCACGGAAAAGGCUAUCUUGUUGGUUGCCAUGGCUACUCCAGAAGACAUGAGAAUCAAUGCAGAACAUAUCAGAAUAGCUGAUCAGUUUGUGGAAGUACCUGGUGGGACCAAUAACAAUAACUACGCCAAUGUGCAGCUUAUUCUAGAGAUUGCCGAGAUAACUCAUGUUGAUGCGGUAUGGCCUGGUUGGGGUCAUGCAUCAGAGAAUCCUGAGCUACCAGAUGCAUUAAAAGCAAAAGGAAUUGUAUUUCUUGGGCCUCCUGCAGUAUCUAUGGGGGCAUUGGGAGAUAAAAUUGGUUCAUCGUUGAUCGCUCAAGCAGCCAAUGUGCCAACCCUUCCAUGGAGUGCUUCACAUGUGAAAAUUCCUCCUGAAAGCUCCUUGAUUACUAUUCCUGAUGAAAUCUACCGAGCAGCAUGUGUUUAUACAACAGAAGAAGCAAUUGCAAGUUGUCAAGUUGUUGGAUACCCUGCAAUGAUCAAGGCGUCUUGGGGUGGUGGUGGUAAAGGCAUAAGAAAGGUUCAUAAUGAUGAUGAGGUAAGGGCAUUGUUCAAGCAAGUUCAAGGUGAAGUUCCGGGAUCACCUAUAUUUAUAAUGAAAGUUUCUUCCCAGAGCCGGCAUCUUGAAGUCCAACUGAUUUGUGAUCAGUACGGAAAUGUUGCAACUUUACACAGCCGUGAUUGCAGUGUUCAACGAAGGCAUCAAAAGAUUAUUGAGGAGGGUCCGAUUACUGUAGCACCCCCAGAAACGGUGAAAGAACUUGAACAAGCGGCUAGAAGAUUAGCUAUAUCUGUAAAUUAUGUUGGGGCAGCUACAGUUGAGUAUCUUUAUAGCAUGGAAACUGGCGAGUACUACUUUUUAGAGCUGAACCCCCGUCUACAGGUUAAGCAUCCUGUUACUGAAUGGAUAGCUGAGAUAAAUCUGCCAGCAGCACAAGUUGCCGUUGGGAUGGGUAUCCCUCUCUGGAAAAUUCCCGCUGUGCGAGUGACUAGUGAGGACCCCGAUGAUGGUUUUAAGCCUACAGGCGGGAAAGUGCAGGAGCUCAGCUUUAAAAGCAAACCAAAUGUUUGGGCUUACUUCUCUGUUAAGUCUGGAGGAGGAAUCCAUGAAUUUUCAGAUUCUCAAUUUGGACAUGUUUUAGCCUUUGGAGAAUCGAGGGCUUUAGCAAUUGCAAAUAUGGUUUUGGGGCUGAAGGAAAUUCAAAUUCGAGGAGAAAUUCGUACUAACGUUGAUUAUACAAUUGAUCUUCUGAAUGUAAAUUUUUAUCAUGAUGACAAGGGAUUGGAAUCACCCGCUGAUGGUAGACGUUCAUCUGAGUCUAGCUACCGUAUUGGAGAUAAUGGAACUUCAGGGGGGACAAAUUAG
This is a messenger RNA of Vicia faba (fava bean), 1563 nucleotides long. NCBI's taxonomy places the organism in Eukaryota, Viridiplantae, Streptophyta, Magnoliopsida, Fabales, Fabaceae. The record is from the annotation of a GenBank genome assembly.